Molecule: messenger RNA, 843 nt
Organism: Beta vulgaris subsp. vulgaris (sugar beet)
Lineage: Eukaryota; Viridiplantae; Streptophyta; Magnoliopsida; Caryophyllales; Amaranthaceae
Product: 40S ribosomal protein S16
Exons: 1
Coding region: 177-620 (147 amino acids)
Biological process (GO): translation; maturation of SSU-rRNA from tricistronic rRNA transcript (SSU-rRNA, 5.8S rRNA, LSU-rRNA)
Cellular component (GO): cytosolic small ribosomal subunit; ribosome
Molecular function (GO): structural constituent of ribosome; RNA binding
Source: RefSeq, a predicted model, not a curated record
AAAGCCCAAACCCCUUUCACUUAAACCAGUUCGAAACUGUUGCCAUACAAAAACCCUAAUUUCUCCCCUCUCAUCACCCCCUCAAACCCCUAAUAAUAUUCAUCACUCUUGCGCCUCAAAGCAUAUACUAACAGAGCAGAGAGAAAAACAAAAAACCGUAACCAAUAACCAUAACCAUGGCAGCGACACCCCCACCAAUCCACUCAGUGCAAUGUUUCGGUCGCAAAAAAACAGCAGUCGCAGUAACCUACUGCAAGACCGGUCGCGGUCUAAUCAAGAUCAACGGAACCCCAAUCGAGCUAGUCCAACCGGAGAUCCUCCGUUACAAAGUGUUCGAGCCCAUCCUUUUACUUGGUCGAUCCAAAUUCAAUGGUGUCGACAUGCGUAUUCGUGUGAAAGGAGGAGGUCACACUUCUCAGAUCUAUGCCAUCCGACAAAGCAUCGCCAAAGCAUUGGUCGCUUACUACCAGAAAUUCGUUGAUGAGCAACAAAAGAAGGAGAUCAAGGAUAUUUUAGUCAGGUAUGAUCGUACUUUACUUGUUGCUGAUCCUCGUCGUUGUGAGCCUAAGAAGUUUGGUGGACGUGGUGCUCGUGCUAGGUUCCAGAAAUCUUACCGUUGAACAACACAAACAAAACCUCUCUUUUUUCUUUCUAUCAUUUUUUGUGUGUCUUGUUUAGGAUUUCAGAUAGGGUAUGGUAUGGAUUCUUACUUCUUAGUGGUUUAGAGAUGGUAAUCAGCUCUCUAAUUUUUGGUUUAGUAAGUACUUUAAUGUUUCGAGUUUCGAAUUAUAUAUUAUGUGAAGUAGUUUCUCAUGUUCAAUCUUAUUCUUAUUGUUAUUCUUA